UUUAUCUAUUCCGUGCUCCUAACUUCCGUUUUCCUACUGCUUCCUACAUCCGCUUACAGCAACACCUAGCGCACAACAUAUUGCACAAUACUCAGGCACCACAGCGAAGAAUUCGAACACGAGAAAGACUCUGGACAAACACCAACAACCUAUCAACCCAACCCCUCCUUUCCUCAAAGCAGCGUCUCAGACAGCUAGAGCAAGAUGGCGGCCAACGACGAUGUGGAUGCCUGGAUCGCACAAUUGAUGCAAUGCAAGCCUCUGAGCGAGCCCGAAGUAAAGAAGCUAUGCGAUAAGGCGCGAGAAGUUCUGAUGGAAGAAUCCAAUGUUCAACCCGUGAGGUGCCCUGUCACGGUCUGUGGUGAUAUUCACGGUCAAUUUCACGAUCUUUCAGAACUCUUCCGUAUCGGCGGCAACUCUCCUGACACAAACUACCUUUUCAUGGGGGAUUAUGUUGACCGAGGAUACUACUCUGUGGAGACCGUCACACUUUUGGUCGCGCUUAAAUUGCGGUACCGAGACCGUGUGACUAUUUUACGAGGAAACCAUGAGUCACGUCAAAUCACCCAGGUCUAUGGUUUCUACGACGAGUGUUUAAGAAAAUAUGGCAAUGCCAAUGUCUGGAAAUUCUUCACCGACUUGUUUGACUACCUUCCCCUGACUGCAUUGAUUGACAACCAAAUCUUCUGUCUUCACGGUGGUUUGUCGCCCUCAAUCGACACCCUUGACCACAUUAGAUCUAUUGACCGCAUUCAAGAAGUUCCUCAUGAAGGCCCUAUGUGUGAUCUUCUUUGGUCAGACCCUGAUGACAGAUGCGGUUGGGGUAUCAGCCCUCGAGGAGCUGGUUAUACUUUCGGUCAAGAUAUCUCUGAGGCUUUCAACCACAACAACGGCCUUACAUUGGUCGCGCGAGCACAUCAGUUGGUCAUGGAAGGUUUUGCCUGGUCACAAGAACGAAAUGUCGUCACCAUAUUCUCAGCGCCCAACUACUGUUACCGAUGCGGUAAUCAGGCCGCUAUCCUUGAAGUGGAUGACGCGCUUAAGUACACUUUCCUUCAAUUCGACCCUGCGCCUCGGGCUGGUGAGCCUCUGGUGACCCGUAGACCCCCAGACUACUUCCUGUAAUCGUCAUCAUCUCGAAAUAUUUUCUCAAUCCCUCUUCGUUACGAUAUAAAAUUUUGCAGUUACAGUAUACCCCCGGACUUGAUCAUGUCAUUGUUUUCGUCUUUCGUUAUUAUAAAUCUUCAACCAACGAAAACUUGCAUAUCCCAACAAGUAAUGACGGCUUUUUUUGUGUUUGACAUGUAAAAGAAAUUUGAAAUAUAGCAGGCAGACAAGGAGGGCGCAGUAGUUUAGAAAUGGUAUACACCAAGAUUUGAAAGCAGUUACAUUUUCCUCGAGCAUGCAAAUUGUUUCGGCCUAUUGCGUACUUGAGUUUAUAUGGAUAUGAGCAGGG
Messenger RNA from Cryptococcus deneoformans JEC21, 1456 nucleotides. RefSeq names its product protein phosphatase type 2A, putative. Gene Ontology annotation, cellular component: cytosol. Gene Ontology annotation, biological process: mitotic cell cycle; peptidyl-serine dephosphorylation. Gene Ontology annotation, molecular function: protein serine/threonine phosphatase activity. NCBI's taxonomy places the organism in Eukaryota, Fungi, Basidiomycota, Tremellomycetes, Tremellales, Cryptococcaceae. The coding region runs from base 205 to 1125 and encodes 306 amino acids. The record is from RefSeq and is a predicted model, not a curated record. The transcript has 7 exons.